Messenger RNA from Vigna umbellata (rice bean), 794 nucleotides. It is a transcript of the gene ENA, whose product is annotated as DnaJ/Hsp40 cysteine-rich domain superfamily protein. The record is from RefSeq and is a predicted model, not a curated record. NCBI's taxonomy places the organism in Eukaryota, Viridiplantae, Streptophyta, Magnoliopsida, Fabales, Fabaceae.
AUCAUUCCCAAAUCGUGUUGUUCCUCCAAAUCCUGCCGUGGACCCAGUCGCAGGAAAAACUAGAGAUAGUUAAGAAGAAUUGUGACGUUUUGAAGAAGCAAUUGGUGCCUAGAGGACGUCGGAUUCAAUUUGGAUGCUUGAUGUUUGUUGGAAGUCCACAGUGAGUAGAUACCCUCGUUUGUUUCAGAUUCCAUUUGUGAAAGUGGAGUGGGCACUGGAGUUCUGCUGGCAUAGAUGGGUUUCGGGACACUGAGUUUAUCCGUGGUUGUCCGAUUUGAGGCCACGAAUUUCAAUGGUUUGCCCCCAUCUCGGUCUUCUAAGUCGUCUCCUCAUCUAUCAUUCACGAAACCAUGUUGGGUUGUGAAAACGGAGUCGAAUGUUCGGAGAAAAAGGAGGAAGAAGCCGGAUCCGCAUUGUGUGAUAUGUGAGGGGUGUGGAAGGGUUGAUUGCCACCAAUGUGGUGGAAGGGGAAGGACAAACCAGACUCAUUUGGAAAUGCUCCCGAAAGGUGAAUGGCCAAUAUGGUGUAGGACUUGUGGUGGAAGUGGUCUUGAUUAUUGCUCACGUUGCCUUGGGACUGGAGAGUAUAGGUAUAUCAUGGGCUUCCAAUUCAUGAACCAGGAUGAUAAUCAAUCUCAAGAAAACAAGUCUUAGCCUUUUCUUGUCUUGGAUGAUAGUACUAGAUUCAAGGUAUUAGAGAAUGUCUAGAUGCGACAACUUUACUUGUAAUUGCUGAAUGACUAGUGUCAAUCACAGUAUGAAAAACCUUGAUAUAUAGAUUGUUCCAAGUCUCA